GAGAUUCUUAAGAAUGAAAAUUACAGAGAAGAAAUGAAACAGAAAAUCAAAGAUCUAUCUGAAAAGGAUAAACUGCUGCGAGCCAAGGAAUAUAAGGAGGGACUUGUUGCUGAACCAGCUCAUACUCAUGUCAAAGGCCACGCAUCUGCCCCUUACUAUGGGAAGAUAGAGCCCUCACAGGAUCCAACCAGCACUGCCAGUACCUUUCAGCCAGGCUCCUGGAUGCCACCGGACAGCAGCAGUAGUCAUAAUAAAUAA
Mesitornis unicolor (brown roatelo) is the source of this 258-nucleotide messenger RNA. It is a transcript of the gene NDUFAF2, whose product is annotated as NADH dehydrogenase (ubiquinone) complex I, assembly factor 2. The transcript has a single exon. The record is from RefSeq and is a predicted model, not a curated record. NCBI's taxonomy places the organism in Eukaryota, Metazoa, Chordata, Aves, Mesitornithiformes, Mesitornithidae. The annotation marks the transcript as partial.